Molecule: messenger RNA, 582 nt
Organism: Seminavis robusta
Lineage: Eukaryota; Bacillariophyta; Bacillariophyceae; Naviculales; Naviculaceae
Source: the annotation of a GenBank genome assembly
AUGAGCACCCAAGUAGAAGAGCUGACCGGUCGGCUGUCCAAGGUGGCACUGGCAGAUGUCCAAGGCAAAGAAGAGGAAGAAGAAGAGAUUGAUGGAAUCGAGUUUGUAAACUACACGGAUGAGUCACAAUUGGAAUAUGUCAUGGAUCUAGUGGGGAGGGAUCUUUCAGAGCCAUAUUCAAUUUUCACCUUUCGUUACUUUUUAGCCCGAUUUCCAUCGCUCUGCCUCUUGGCUGUAUCUACCGAGGACUCCAGCCGAGAACCGAUUGGUUGCGUAGUUGGCAAGGUUGACGACGAAGAAGUCUUUCAAGCGGGAGAAAUGAAAACUGUACCGACGGGUUAUAUUGGAAUGCUAGCUGUAAGCAAGGAAUAUCGUCGUCGUGGCAUUGGAAAGGCUCUUGUCAAACGAGUAGUGGAGCGCAUGAAGAAGCUAGGAUGCACUUCCGUGACCUUGGAGACGGAAGUAUCCAAUGUGACGGCUCAAAGACUCUACCAAGAUUCCUUCGGAUUCAUACGCGAGGAACUGUUGGUCCGAUAUUAUCUCAACUUUGGUGAUGCUUAUAGACUUAGACUCUGGUUUUAG